GGAGCUCGAGAUGACCUUUGGCUGCGAUAACUGCAGAUGCGGCGGCCCCCGUUUUACAUUUUUUAGUGUAAUUUCUCAUCUUAAAAGCAAGGUUGCCGUGGUUUACAUUUUCUUCCGUCGAUGCCCAUGAAAUUUAAAGACCCACAUGUACGUGUAAUCUCAGAGGAGGGUUCGUUCUUUGAGGUUCCACGACGAACAAGAUGGAGUAUAGCUAUGCCCAUGACAGACAGGAGGCGCGGGCUAACCCAGAGCCAGGCCAGGGGCACCCUCAGAACCAGCAUCUUUUGCAUUACCAGCACCAACAGUACCCACCACCGCACCACCCAAUACAGACAGGGUACCCUGGACUCAGACUUGCCCCGUACAUGAACCCGCUACCGGUGCAGGGUGGGGGGACAUCAGCAGGACUUGGUCUUGGUCAAGAGGGAGGUCUGGUCCAACCCCCAAGGAUUCCUACCUCAGGUUCUACAGCAAGCAGCCGGGAUUCCAGUCAGAAUAGUCAUGAAUUUGAGAACGUUCUUAGUACUGUCAUGCAAGGGAGCAAUGUACAAGGUCACUACCACCAAGAGGUACCACCACACAGCCAGCAUGGGAUACAUCUCCAACAGAUCCCAACGUUGCCAUCGACCCAGCAAACAUCACCACCCCUCCAGCAAGGUCAGACUGGUGGUAGCAACACCUACCACAUAGAGGACCUCUCCCACAACACUCGCCUCCCAACUACCACCUCCUGCGACCCAUUGAGCACCGCUCCUGGGAGCAUCGAGGUGUGUGCCAACACGUCCAAGAGCAACUCGCGUGCCGUAUCUUCUACGGGUCGCACGCCUAAGAAGCGGGCCGCUCCAGGAUCUAACCCCAAGCAACUGAGUAAGGUGCCCAGCAUGCGGACACCAGUGAUGCAGAUAGUGACUCCUCAGGUUUACCAGCAGACACAAGUGCCACAGCUGCACCAGGACCAGACUCCUCGCCCAAGGGACACCAUUAGCUUCAGCAAGCACUGCCAGACGGAACCGUUGUUCCAACAGAUCUACAAUGCCUAUGUGCACUUCUCCAAGGAGAAGGAACUACCUGAUGGCCUCAGUUAUACAGAGGAUGAGAAAGAGAAGAAGAUAUCUGGUGUCGUCGCAACCAAAGACCUCGAGGUUGGGGUGCAGUUUGGACCGUUUACUGGAGAGUUUGUGAAGGAAGGCUUGGGUUGCUUCAACCCAAACACAUGGGAGGUAUGCGUGAGGGGAAAGACCUGGUACUACAUCGACGGAGCCACCGACCCUCACAACUGGAUGCUCCAUGUCCAGUUUGCCAGGAAUUCUGAGGAACAGAAUUUAGAGGCCUUCCAGUUCUAUGGGGACAUCUUCUUCCGAACCACCAAGCCUGUAACGUCUGGUACGGAACUGAGGGUGUUCUACAGCCAGGAUUACUCUAAGCAUGUGGGCUUCAAGGAAAACCUCAACAACCUGCUGUACUUUGAAGAUGCUGAGAGGUUUGAGUGCAGAGACUGUGACAAUCGCUAUACCAACUCCAAAAGCCUGUUCAGACACAUCAAGUUUGAACACGACAACAAGAAGAACCUGAUUCCUCCCAAGGAUUUUGAACCAGCCAAGCCCACUCCACCCCCGAAGCCAAAGAUACCGAACCUCAUGACCAUCAAGGAUGUCGCAGCGAAGAUGGCGAGGGACAAAGAGCGUAAUGCAGAGAAGGCUCGGGAGAGACCUCGAGUGGACAAGUCCAAGAGAUUCUUGAAGGUCAAGCUCGUCCCACUUGGAAAAUCUUCAGAGAAGGACAAGAAAGAAGAAGAGUUCUCUUGCAAGAGGUGCAGGAAGAAGUUCCCGUCGGAGGGGCACUUGAAGGAACAUGCUGCAUUCCACAAGGAAAUGAAAGACGUGAAGCCAAUUUGCGAGGUCUGUGGACUUGAGUGUAAGCAUAACAAGGCACUGAAGCAACAUCAGCUUUCCCAUAACCCUGAUGCAUUCCAGUGUGAGUACUGCAAGAGGUAUUUCCGCAGGAGGGGUUGUCUUGUAUACCAUCUGAGGCACAUUCACCAGACCUUUGUGGGUGAGAAAUGGACAAGGGGCAACGUCCAGGAGCAGAUGACGAGAUACGUGGGGCCUGGCGAAGAUGAGGAAGAGGAAUUCCAUCCAGAACUGCCCAAGGACAUGUUAGAACCUGAGCCGAGAGGUGCGGGUGUCAAACGCGACAUGGACAUAGACCAUAGCAAGGAGACCGACUCUAAACCAAUACAGCGAGAUGCUCAGGACAAGAAAGAUGAAAACCAUAAGACUAAACCAAUCUGUGAAAUUUGUGGGGAGGAAUGUAAGCACAACAUGGCUCUGAGGCAGCAUCUGCUGUCACAUGACCCCAGCUCAUAUCAAUGUCAGUACUGUGAUUGGUUCUUCAAGAGGAAAGGCUGCCUUGUCUUUCAUCUCCACACCAGACACAAGAUCACCAUGGAUAGGAAAUGGCUCCGGGGACUAGAUGACCAGGAAGAGUCCAUGCGUGAGGAGAUGAGGAAGCAGAAGCAGUUGCAACAGGCUUUGAAUGACCCCAAGGGAUUGAGACAAAAAUGUAAGAUCUGUGGAAAGGAAUGCAACCGUAGCAGAGCCAUGAAGCAGCAUAUGCUGUCCCAUGACCCUAACUCGUUUCAAUGUCAGUUCUGCAAGCGGUACUUCAAGAGGAAAGGUUGUAUUUUUCCUUUGCGAAUCAUACAUCACCUGUCCGUUGGUAAAAAGUUGUCCUGUCUUGAAAAAGAGGAUAUGAUGACACCAACCACAACUGACAGCAAAGAACUUAAUCAGAGCAACAAUUUGAAUGACUAUGACAGUAUGGUGGAGGAAAUUGAAAGCUUAGACUCUACCAAAGAAGAAUAUGACUAAAGGACAGUUCAUCAAAGGAAACGGCAACAGAAGAAACCUACAUCUCAUACACCAUGGUAAACCAGUCAAUUCAGAGGUGGU
Molecule: messenger RNA, 2951 nt
Organism: Lytechinus pictus (painted urchin)
Lineage: Eukaryota; Metazoa; Echinodermata; Echinoidea; Temnopleuroida; Toxopneustidae
Product: histone-lysine N-methyltransferase PRDM9-like
Biological process (GO): regulation of transcription by RNA polymerase II
Cellular component (GO): chromosome
Molecular function (GO): protein binding; chromatin insulator sequence binding
Source: RefSeq, a predicted model, not a curated record